AUGUUUGAAGGUCUUAUUUAGAAAGUAUUGUUAGCAAUAUUUGGACGAUUUAUAGAUGGACUUGACAAGAAACAAAUAAAUUUGUCUUUUUUGAAAGGCAAUUUGGUUAUUGAAAAUGUUUCAAUAAAGAAAGAGGCUCUUGAAGCUUUACAAUUGCCAAUUGAAUUAGUCUAUAGUUCAAUACAGAGAAUUGAAAUAAACCUUCCUUGGAACAAAUUGACCACAUAGAGAACUGAAAUAAAAAUUCACAGUGUUUUUUUAUUGGUCACAACUGUUUCUGAGGAUAUGUGGGGAUUGGAAGAGAUUAAUUCUUAUAAGCCAAAAGCAGCUCAAGUAAGAGCUUACAUAAAGAAAGUUAUGGAUGAAGAAAUCAGAAAGUAAGAGACUACAACAGAUAAUCAGGAGCGUGAUUAAAAAGAGGCAGGUUUUUUUUAAAAAUAAAUAACAAGAAUAGUUGAUAAUCUUUAUAUUUCAAUAUCUGAUGUGCAUUUUCGUUAUGAACAUUGUAUUAGUAAACAUUCAUUUUCAUGGGGCAUUACUAUUAAUCAUAUAACAUAAUAGACAGUAGAUUCUGAAUGGAAAAUUUCAUAGACAUCAAAUCCCUAUAUUCAUGAACGUAAAGAUUUGUCUUUUGUGAAUAAAUAAAUAUAAUUAUCUAAAUUAGCUAUGUAUUGGAAUUCAGAUGAUCAUUAUUUAAUUUUAAGUAACAUUAUCAAAACAUAGCAGGAUAAAAUUUAUGAAGUUUAAAAAGUCAUUAAAAAAAUAGAUCCUGAUAAAAUUGAUUUAGAUCUUAAAUAAAGAACAGUUUAUUAAAUUGAUGAAAAAAUGUAAGCUAGAAUUCAAUCCAGAUUAUAAUAAGAAUUAGUAUAUGAACCCGAUAAUUUGACUAUGGGAAUCAAAACCUCUAAAUCUUCUAAAUAUAUAUUCUGUCUUAAUGCAGUAGCUAAUGUUGUUUAAACUUAUUAGCAUUUUAGAAAAGUUCCUGAAUACAAAAUUAAAGUUGAAUUACAGGAAAUGGAUUUCAAAAUUAAACAUACUUAAUAUAAAGAAAUCUUAAAACUUGUAUCUAUCUUCAAUCUCUAUCAAUACAGUGUAAAAUAAAAAAUGGAUUAGUAUCUUACUACUAUUAUGAGACCUUAACCAUAAGAUUUUUUAAAAAUGGAAAAUAAUUCUCUCUAUCUCAGAUCUUUAUUUUAAUAUCUUGUUAAGGCAUAAAUUCUUGAAAUUAGAAGGAAAAGAUUUCUUGAAUUUGAAAUGAAUGCACUCUAAAGAAAAACAACACCUUCAGCUUUGUUAAAAUCUUAAUAAAGAGAAUUAAGAUAGUACUAAUAAAUUGUGAUAAAGACUUCAAUAUCAACAUUAUAAAUGUGGGCCAAAUAAGCUUUAGAGAUAUAUGAGAGAGCGAAAGAACACCAUUAAAUUGAACAAGCAUUUAAAAAAGAGAUUGAAAAAGCUUAUAAACCAUCAGCUUUUAUGGAUGAAGAAACAUAUGUUUAUUUAGAGUUUAGAUUGUCAAUAGUUAAAGGUAGUUUAAAAUUGCUAAGAAAACAUAAGAAUUUGGAAGAAGGCUUCACAUUAUUAUGGAAGAAUUUUGAUUUCAAUUUAUAAAAACGAAGAAAUAAUUUUGAAUUGGAAUAAAUUAUUUAAGAUAUGGAAGUUUAAAUGUUCAGUGUUGAAGAAAAGAAUGAUAUCAUUGUACCAAUAGUAAAGAAAAUAAAAAGUUAUGAUAUUUAAGAGAAACCACUAAUUUAUUUCAAAUUAGAAAAACAUCCUUUAUCUAGACCCAAUUAUUUUACAAGUAUUUACUUGGAUGUUUAAAAGAUUGAAUUUAUGGUAUUUGUGGCAUCUUUGCAAAGAGUAAUAGCAUAUUUUAGAAUGCCUCCUUAAGAUGAUAGAUAGUAAGAAGGUAAGGUGAAAGAGAAUAUAAAUAAAAAUAAGAAAGAGUAGAAAGAGAAAAAAGAAGAUCCUGAUUCAGAAAAGAAAAUAGAAACGUAAACAAAAAAUUACAUAAAUAUUACAAUUUAAUCACCAAUUGUUAUCAUUCCAAAUUAACAGAUAAAUGAUUUAUAUUCAGAUUGUUGGGUAUUAAAGUUAGGAGAUUUAGAAAUAAUUACUGUAGAUGAUAGACAAGUUCCAGGUUUUAUUAAAUUGGGUUCUGAUCAUUACAAAAGAUUAGGUGUAAGUGGAGAAAGUGUAGGAAAAUCAAGAAUUGUAGAAUAACCUUUAUUAACAGUUCACAAUGAGAAAAAUUAAUUAGUUAGUUAAUUUAAUUUUGCAAAUGUUAAUUCAAUUAAUCCUUUAGAGAAAUCAACUUCAUUAUAGUAAUUGUAAUAACCAUAAUAAUUUAAUUAAUAGUAAAUACAUCAUAAAAAACAUCAUAAAUCUUAGAAUUAUGAUAAUUAUGUGAUGAAAUUAAAAUCAGUUUAAUUAUAAUAUUUUUCAUCAAUUCAUUACUUUUAUAAUUAUUAAAAAUUGAGUUAAACUUAAAGAGGAUAGGAAAUAUUGAAUAACACUUUGAGGAUGAGAUCAAAAAAAUAUGAUGUAUUAGAAGAUUUUUCAAUGGAGUUAAAUUUAUAUUUUAAAAAAAGUUCAUAAGCAAAUCUUCCUCAAACUAAGAUAAACUUUGAAUUGCCAUCUUUGACAGCUUCAAUAAAUCCAGAGGUACCAUAUACAUUUUAAAAAUUAAUGUAAACCAUAAAUGAUUUAAGUGCCGAUCAAUCUUUGAGUAGUAUAUUACAAUAAGAGAAAUCUAAAUUAAUAAAAUAUAGUUCAUGUAAAGGAAUUCUAAGAAAAAGAGGCAAAUUUCUUAGAUCUUGGUCUUCUUAUUAUGCUGUAUUAUCUGGAUGGUAUAUAUACUUAUAUCAGAAUGAGAGUGAUAUAGAUUAUAAUCAAUAUGUUGGAUUAAGAGAUGUAGUUGUUUCUGAAGCAUAAUAAGAUAUUGGAGUAUUAAAUUCAUUCAAGAUUAAAUCCAAAAAAGAAAUUAUGUAUUUCUAAGCAAAAACUCUAUAAGAAAAGAAUAGAUGGUUUAAAUUUAUCUAAUAGAAAAUUCAUGAUAUUAAAACAAAAACAACUAAUCUUAAAAUUGUAUAAGAUAAUACAGUACCUUAAUAAAAUGAUAAGGGAAAAAAAGACUUUGAAUAAACUGUCAAACAAAUGCCUAAAUAAAAUAAUGAAUUGUUAACUAAAUAUAGAUUUCAAAUUAAAAGGUUUUAAAUAGAAUUAAAAUAUAAUUAAUAAUCAGAAAUCUUAAUAACUUUUGAUUAAAUCAAAUUAUUGAGUCUUUCAGGAACGAAUGAUAAUUAUUAAGAAUUUACUAUUAAUUCAAUAUCAAUUGAAGAUCAUGGAUAAUCUAUACUAAGAUCAAUUCAUUACUCUUAACCUAAUACUCCAAAUAUACUUAAAGUCAGACCAAGUGUAAUAGAAAAUAAACUAUUAAGAAAAAUUAAAUAAGUUACAGAUUUUAAAGAAGAAGAAGCAUAAUAAAUUCAUGGAGCUAUUAGAGUAAGAAUGUGUAAUACAGAUUCUCAUUAACCUAAUUAACCUUAAUCUUAUAUUGUUGCUUAACUUUCAUCCUUAGAAGCUCAUUAUUUAGAAUCUUUUCUUACUAAAAUUAAUUUAUUUAUGGUUAAACCUUCAUUGUAAAAGAGCAAAGAUAGCACUACAGAUUUAACUGAUUUUGCAGAUAAUACAUAAUAAACAAUAAAUAUGAAGUAUACACAAAUUCCUGUUAGUGAAACCAAAUUUAUGUAAACUAGAUAAGAUUUUACAAGGGCUAAUAUUAAAAGUGUUAGAUCAUUUACAUUAUAGAAAUCUUCUGUCUCUGAUUCAGAUUAACAUGAUGUAUAAUAAGGUGAAAGCAAUGAAAAAUUACCAGAGAGUAUCUAUAAGGUCUCUAUUUUAACUUAAGAUAUUAAAUUGAUUGUAAUUAUCUUAGAAAAAGAAAAAGAUAAAGAAAAACCAAAUGAAUUUCUAUAAAUUCAAGUUAAUUAAAUUAGUGCAGUAUUAACCAUUAAUGAUGAUGAAUAUUUUAUAGAAGGACAUAUUUAAAAAAUUGAAAUUAUUGAUCUUAAGUCAAUAUAAGGAAAUAGACAUAUGUUUUUAGGUUAAAAAAAAUAAAAAGAAAGAAAUAAAACAAAAGAAGAAAAAAACAAAAAAAAUAUUGGAAUCCCUGGUUUAACUAUAUUUUCAAAUAAGUAAUAAAUUGAAAAAUAAAUGGUUUAAUUUAAAUAUUCUAAAUUUAAAAUUCCAUCUAAUAAUGAUGAUGUUUCAGAUGAUCUUCAUUUAAUUGUAAGAGAUUGUUUUAUAGAUUAUUUACAUGCAACUAUUAUUAAAGUUUUAAGUUUAUUUGAAAUUUCCUAGAAGAAAAAAUAGGCGAGUAAGGAGGAGAAUGAAUAAGAUUUAGAACUUAUCACAUAAAAGCUAAAAUCACCUUCAUUUUUUAAAAUUAAAAUCUUACUUGAGAAUCCCAAGAUACUUAUAAAACCAGCAGGAAACAUAAAUGAAUCAUUUGAACUUCAAAUAAAAACAGUGAGUUUUGAGUUGGAUGCAAGUAAGGAAAUGAAUAAAUUUAAUGAAACUUCUAUUAGAGCUAAUAAGAAAUAGAUUCAAGCAGUUUAAAAAUUGGAUUGUUUGUGGUGGUAAAUAAUUGUAGUAUCUGCAGACACAAUGAGAAUAUAGAUAAAAAGUACAGCAGAUUUAUAAUAUAUUUCAAACCCUUUUUCUGGUGUUUUAAGGAUUUAGACACCGAUGUUAGUGAGUGAAUAUGAGAAUUUAUUUCCUAAUAUAGUGCUUAAUAGAACGUAGGAAAUAAGAAUAAAAAUUACAGAUAUUCAACUUAAUAUUUUGAGAAAACACUAUUUAUUUUUAUUAAAGGUUAUGUAAACUUAAUAUGAAAUUUAAAGUUAAAAGACUUAGAGGAAAAAAAGGUAGCAGUAAUAAGGAAAAAAGUAAUAGAAUUAAGUUGCAUUGAUUUUCAAACUUUCAAAGAUUACAAUAAGAUUAAUGGAUGAAUGCAAUUUAUAUCCUUCAUUAGGAUAAUUUUCAAGACCUUUAGUUGAUUUAAGUUUAUUAGACAUAGUAUUUCAAUUUAAAACAAAUUUUUAUUUGUAGGUUUAAGAUUUAAAAAGUACAUACUAUUAAUAUCCUCAAUCUGAUGAUAAUAAUUUAAUAGUGAAAAUAUAAAAUGUAAUAAAUAAAAUAGUUAUGGAAAGGAAAAAGUUAGAAGAAUUUUUGGAUGAAGAUAAUUUGGAAGAGAAAGUGAAAGAAGUUAAAGAGUUGAUUAAUGAAAUGAAAAUGGAAUUUUAUAAUGAAUAACCUGUUAGUAGAUCUGAUACAGAUGAUAAAUUAAAUGAUAAAUUAAAUAUAACAGUAAUUUUAGGAGAAGAAUCUACAGAUGUUAAAAUAAAUAUUGGGGAAUCUAAAUAUUUAAUAAAUGCUUAUUAUUUAAAAACAAUUGCAUUAUUUUUUGAGCCAUCAAAAUUUGAUGAAGAUAUUAAUAGUUAAUAAUCUCCACCAUCAUAAUUGACAGUUUAAACACCAUCAUAUAAAUAAAAAUAGCCUUUAUUAAAUGUGAAUAUUAAAUUACUAAAGACUUUAAUUAUAACACACAAUGAAUCAUUAAAGAAUUGUUUGGUUUUAUAAUUAGAUUCUCUUAUAAAAUUGAAUGAUGAAUUGAAUAAGGAUGCUCAUCAUAAAUAUCAUGAAAAGAAUAAUGAAUAAUAUUCAAAUUAAGGAAAUAUAAAGAAUAGAAAAUUAGAAUUGAGUUUAACAGUUUCAUUUUUUAAUACAAAUUUUGCAGCUUUAUAAAAAAUAUCAAAGUAAACAAAGAAAAAGAUGAUAUUAUAUCCAAUUAAAAUUGAAUUUAUUCGAAAUAAAUUUACUUGUGAAUGCGAUAUAAAUUAUUCAAAUUAUAAGACAGAUGGUUAAAAUGAAUAAAUAUAAAAUAUUAUUGUAUAGGACUUAUUAAAAUUUGAUAAGAUUAGAAUAAAUAUAUCUCAUAAUGACUAUGCUUUAAUUUUUCAAACAAUAAAAUUUUAAUAAGAUUAGAUUAAAUUAUGUGAAUAGUUUUUUUAAGAUGAUUAGGAAUCUUCAGUGAAUGAAUCAAUAACUCGUUAAUUACCUAUAAAAGCAUCUUUAGUAGCAGAAUAAACAAUUUUAAGUCGAUAUGAUACUAAAAGGAAAAGUUAUUUACCAGGGAAAUCCUAAUUGAGUAGAUUAAAAUCAAGUAUUCUCUAAGGAUCGUAAUUGAAAGAUGAAGUAGUCUAAGUAUUUUAUGCAGCAGGAGAUUAAGAUAUGGAAAUAGUAAAAGAAGAAGAGAUUUAAUCAGAAUAAGAAUUCUAAUAGGAAACAGUAAAGCCAUCAGUUACAAUAAGUUAGAUGAAAUUAGAACUAGAUCUUUUAGAGAUUGUGUUAGUAAAUGAUAUAAAUAAAUCAUUUGCACCAUUAUUAUUAUUUAGAUUUAAUAUUCAGAAAUUUUUAUUAGAUCAAAAUUAUAUAAGUAAAGCUCUUUAAUGUAAAUUUUAAAUUGAAUUAAUGUAUUUUAAUCCAGUAGUUAGUAAAAUGGAGCCUAUCAUAGAAUCAUACUCAUCAAAAUUAUUAGUUGUAUAAUAAAAGCAAUAUAUGUAAACUAUUCAUAUUAAUGGUAAUAAAAAACAAAUUUUAGAUAUGAAUUUAUCUACUGAUAUGAUACUUAAUCUAUAUAAAACAUUAACUUAAUGGCAAUAACUUGAUUAAGAUGAUGAAGAGGAAACAUUUAGAAGAAAUGAAUCCAAAAAAAUUACUAGAUUAGCAAGUAUGAAGGGAAUCUCAUUUAAAGAAAAUUAGGAUAAUGUGACUCUCUUCUCUCUUUAUAAUAAAAGUGGUUAUCCUUUAAAAGUAUAAAAGAAUGGUAGUGAUAUUGUAGUAGAGAUAGCCAAUAAUGAUUCUAAAAAUUAUGAAGUACAAUCACAUGAUGAAGAUUAUGCUAAGACUUUUGAAAGUGAUACAAGACUUAUGAUAAAAUUUUUAGAUGUUUAAAUGACUUAAAAUUCAAUAAGCAAUGUACCUAUCAAUUAUGCUGGAGUUAAAAAACUAUAAUGGGAUGAUCAAUAAUAAUAUUAUGUGCUUAGUACUUAAAUUGAAAAUUUACAAAAAGCUAUUACAAUCUAUUCACCCUAUAUGUUUGUUAAUCAAACUGAUUGUGAUUUGUCUAUUAAAUUAUCAUGUAUAAAAAUUACAAAAAACUUUAUACUCAAACCAGGAGAAUAAGCAGCAAUGCCAUAAGAAUUAUAUAAAGAUGAUAGCUUUAUUGUUAUUCAUUUUUAAGAUACUAAAUAUACUAAAUUAACACAACCUAAUGAACCUAUUUUUAUUAAGAGAAUAUUUAAUGAUAUUACUAUUUAAAUACAUCAUUAUCCAUGUUAUACAUUAGCCACUCUUAAUACUACACUGGUUUAGAAUGUAAAAUAUAUUGAAUUUAAACCAGCUUUUAUUUUAUACAAUUUAUUACCUAUUCCUCUUUAAUUUUUGUUUCAUUCAAAUGAAAAUUAAGAAAUUCAAAAACUCAUUAUAAAUCAUUACAAAAAACCAAAUAAUGGUAUGUAAUAUGAAAAACAAUAAUCAGCAUUUUCUAGAGGAAAUUCAUUAUCUCAUUUAUAAAAUGAUUAACAUGAGAAUCUUGUAAGAUCUGUAACAGUUACAGAAUUUAAUUAUACAACAACAAUUAAAGUAGAAGCAGGAUUAAUAGAAUUAGUACCUUAAGGAGAAUUAUAAUUACAUUGGUUAAAGAAUGGAGAUCAUUUAGGUAUUAAUUUACAUGUAUGUGGAUUUGAAUUGACUUAAUAAUAAGAUAUAACAUAAGCUACAUAGUAUGAAUUAAAAGACUCAAUAAAUAGCCAAAGUUGUCAUAUUAAAGUAGAAAAGGAAUAAGUUAAAAAAACAAAAUUAAUUUAUUUUUCAGUUUAAACGUGUAUUAUUAACACUACAAAUUAAAGAUUAAAAUAUUAUACUUUAAAAGAUGGGAAACCCUUAAUUUUGUCUGGUUAAAAUAAAGAACCAAAACCAGAUAAAGAAAGCUUUGAAAGUAACUAUGAUAAAAUAUAAAUUACUGAUACAAUUAAAUAUUUAAUGAUUGGAAUGGAUGAUUGUAUCUCUAAUGAAGUAAAUGUUGGUAUUUUAGGUUCUUUAGGCUUAUAAUUAAAAUAAAAACAAGGAGGUAUGGUUUCAUUAAAUGAAUAUGGUAUUCAUAUUUCUUUAGCAAAUAAUGUAAUUAGAAAAGGAGUUUAUACUAAAGUUAUUGAAAUUAUGCCUAGAUUUGUUGUAAUUAACAAUACAGGAGUUUAAUUAAAUAUUUGUUAAUCAGGAUAUGAAUCAUAACCAAAAAAAUUAAAUCCAAAUGAAAGAUAUCAUUUAAUUUGGCCUGAUUGCAGAUUAGAAAAAUCAAUUAGAAUCUAAAAACAUGGUAAAUACAAUUGGAGUGGAGAUUUAUUUAUAAACGAAAUUAGAAGUACAAAUUUCUUCUCUUCAGGUACUAAUGAAAAUAGUUAAUAAUUGAGUAAUCUCUCAAUUGAAUAAUAAAAGAGUAGAAUAUUUGAAAAAUAAGGAAUUUAUAAGUAAUUCAAUCUAAAAAAAUAUGAUCCUUAAGAAUUUUUAUAAUAUAAAGAAUCAUUGCCAAUAUAAUCUUCAAUACUUUGUUAAUCAAGUUAAGAUUUCUUUAAAGAUUGUAUGUUCUUAACAGCUGAAAUUACAAAAAUCAAAGCAACUAAUUUUAUUUUAUUGGAAUAGUAAAAUGAGGAAAAUCAACUCUACAAAUUGGUAAAUAAAUGUCGUCCUUUUUAAAUACAUUAUGGUUAGGCUUCUUAUAAUAGUUUUUAAGAAUGGAUUUUAGAUUGUGAUUAAACAGUUCCAUUUUCAUGGGAAUAACCAAGUCAUUCUUUCAAACUAAGAGUUAAAUUUGUUCAUAAUCAAAAAGUUGAACAUGUUGUGAUAAUAGAUUUUUAAUAAUAAGAAAGUCUUUAGGAGAUUAAUUUUUCUAAUCAUUUCAUUUGGAUUAAGUCUGAAUUUUAAGGACAAACUAGAGUAAUUACAUUUUAAUAAGCAAUCGAAACCAUGAGGAAUACGUAAACAUCUCAUAAAAGAGAAAUGGAAGAUGUUCAAAAAUUAAUUAAAUUAUACAUAUCUAAGUUGGGUAUUUCCAUAAUCACAAAAAGAUAAAACAUGCUAUUAGAAGCAAACUAUAUAUUUGUAAGUGGAAUAGAAUUAGGAAUCAUGAAGACUGAAAAUGAAACUACAGCAUAAUUGAGAGUUAAGUUUUUCAAUAUUGAUAACAAUACAUCCUUGGAUACAACUACUCCUGUCUUAAUGACUUUAAGAAGAUACUAUUAAGUUACUCAUGAAAGAAAUUAUUAUUUCUUAGAGGCUAGUUGUUCUUUCGAACAUCAGGUCAAAGCCAUUUUGUUAUAUAACUCCAUUAAAAUAUAUAUUUAACCAUUUUAAUUGUAAUUUGAUGAAGAAUAUAUUCAGGUUGUCCUUGAAACAAUAAAAUAAGUUAAAUAAUGUCUUUAAAAUCAAUUUGAAUUUGAAUAUAAUGGAUCACCACACUCUAUAAAAUCUUUAUGUUUCUAAACUCCUUAAUAAAGACAUUAUUAUUUAGAAUCAAUGUUUUAAUAAAAUUCAUCUAACCCUUGUAUUGUAUGGAAAUCAUUAGAGAUUAAAAGAUCAAAGAAAUAAGUAUAUAUAAAAGAAUUUGUUCUUUCAAAAAUAGAUUUGAGAUUCUCAUUUCAUAAAAGAUUUAGGACAAGUAUUUAAUAUGAUGAAAAUGUAUUUAAUCUUUUUUCUACAGCUAUUGGUGCUACAGUCUAAAAUUUUAAUGAAGCAGAAAUUAUACUUGAUUGUUUUAGAUUAAGAUCAGUAUAUGAUUCAAAGGAAAUAGUUUUAUAAUCUAUUUAAGAUCAUUAUAAGAGUGAAAUUAUAAGAGCAAUUUUAAAAAUUAUUGGUUCGAUUGAAAUUAUUGGUAAUCCAGUUAAAUUUGUUUAAUAAAUUACAAAUGGUGUUGUUGAUUUUGUAGAAAUGCCUAUAUAAGGUUUAAGACAUGGUCCAUUAGAAUUUGGAGUAGGAUUAUGUAAAGGAACAGGAUCUCUUUUAAAAAAUACAGUAGCAGGUGCUUUUUAUUCUGUUAAUAAAGUGACUGGAUCUAUAAGUGCUAGUGUUUCACUAUUAACAAUGGAUGAUGAUUAUUUAGAAAAAAGAAGGGUAUUUAUGUUGAAAAGACCUGAUCAUGUAUUAGAUGGAUUAUCAUAAGCAGGCCAUUGUCUUUAUAAUGGUUUUUCAAAUGGAAUUACAGGUGUAGUUACAUAACCAUAUGAAGAAACUCAAAAGAAUGGAUUUAAAGGAUUUGUUAAGGGUACUCUAAAAGGUUUAUCUGGAUUAGUUGUUAAACCUAUUGCUGGAGUUUUAGAUGCUAGUGCUAAAGCAGCAGAAGGUGUUGUUUCUACUGCUACACAUUUUGAUGAUAAACCAAAUGAUACUAGAAUUAGAUUCCCAAGAAUAUUUUAUGAAAAAUCUAAAUAUUUUUAAAAAUAUAUUUCUUUAGAUGCUCAAGUUGUUAAUUUCCUUGUUAGUUUCAUGAAUGGAAAAUUUAAGGAUAUAGAAAUUAUUACCUGCUUUUAAUUAAAAGAAACUGAAACUUAACUUAAUAAUAUGUAAAGAUAAAUCUUAUCAGCUACUAAAUCAAUCCAUGAGUGUUUUAAAUGUACUUCUAAAAUACUCAUAUUAUCAUAUUAAUAUAUUUUAGUUCUUGAAAACAUGACACUUGUUUAAGAAAUUUUAACUAAAGAAAUUGUAGAAAUAUCUGAACCAAUCAAUGGAUAUCUUAGACUCUCUACUGAAUUCAAACCUAAUAUUGAAAUUAACAUACUCUUAGAUCAAAUUGAAUUGAAAAAAGCGACAUCAUUACUAGAUUACUUACAUUAAUAAGUUAAAAGUUAAUAUGAUUGA
Paramecium sonneborni is the source of this 10971-nucleotide messenger RNA. The record is from the annotation of a GenBank genome assembly. NCBI's taxonomy places the organism in Eukaryota, Ciliophora, Oligohymenophorea, Peniculida, Parameciidae.